AUGUUUGAAGCCCUAGAGUAUCCGAUUGAUUUUUGGAUCCCCAGAUCUGGGUCCAGAGAUAGUUCCUUUAACGUCGAGUUGCUCCGGUGUUUCGACGAGGUUACGGGAGACGAGGAAGAGAUACAAUUCAGCGAAUUGGGGAUUUGUUCUUUGGUUUGUCAGACGGUCCUCUUCUCUCUCUACGGUUUCGUCGGACGAUCAGGCCUGACAUCGAAAGGAUCGAGAAAUGGGUGUUACGCAUUGCUUUUGAUGAUGAGAAGAAUCCUUAUCUACCGAAGGUUUUCUAACAGAGCCAUCUUUGGAAAAUUCUUCCCUAAGAGCGCUGCUAGAGCUACUGUGCCAGGAGGUCCAAGUGUACCAUGUAGUACAGCGAAGGCUGUGGAAUGGGACGCUGCUUGGUCACAGAACCUUGACCUGUCGGGUCGUGCGGCUCUUGGAGUUCAUGUUGCAGCUUAUGAGGAAGAUAAAGCCAAAGAUACCCGUCCUAAGAAGCUACAGGCAGAGAAAACUGCAGAAGGCAUUGUUUGAGGAUUAAACAAGGUUUAUAACGAAUGUUUGCAUCGCACAUUUCUCUUAUUUUCUCAAAAGACAAUACUUUAUCAUCUUCCGUAGGGUCAAUAAGUGCCAAUAAGUUGUCUCUUUAACUGAAUUGUGUUAGGAGUUUCUGAGGAUGUACCUAAG
This is a messenger RNA of Brassica oleracea var. oleracea, 681 nucleotides long. RefSeq lists its product as uncharacterized. NCBI's taxonomy places the organism in Eukaryota, Viridiplantae, Streptophyta, Magnoliopsida, Brassicales, Brassicaceae. The coding region runs from base 1 to 528 and encodes 175 amino acids. The transcript is spliced from 4 exons. The record is from RefSeq and is a predicted model, not a curated record. Gene Ontology annotation, molecular function: asparagine synthase (glutamine-hydrolyzing) activity. Gene Ontology annotation, cellular component: cytosol.